Molecule: messenger RNA, 4294 nt
Organism: Gambusia affinis (western mosquitofish)
Lineage: Eukaryota; Metazoa; Chordata; Actinopteri; Cyprinodontiformes; Poeciliidae
Product: immunoglobulin superfamily DCC subclass member 3-like
Exons: 15
Coding region: 241-2265 (674 amino acids)
Biological process (GO): cell-cell adhesion; axon guidance
Cellular component (GO): axon; plasma membrane
Molecular function (GO): protein binding
Source: RefSeq, a predicted model, not a curated record
AACCGGGUCAGAGCCAGAGGAGAACCGGGUUCUGUAACAGGGAAGAGAAGAAUCGGGAGGCUGAAGACGAUGAUGAAGAUGUUGAUGAUGCUGCUGGGACUCUGCUGUUCAGGCAAGGAAUGCUGACAUCAUCAUCCUCCUCAUCAUCAUCACCUUCAUCAUCACCUUCAUCAGUCUCCAUGGUUCUCAUUCCUCAGUAGAGCCUGCAGUGUGCUGGGAGCCUCGGAGCUCGCCUUCCUGAUGGAGCCCAGGGACGUGAUCGCUGUCAGGGACCGCCCCCUGAUGCUGCAUUGCCAGGUAGAGGGGGAGGGCCCCGUCAGCAUCACCUGGAGGCAUAACGGUGUUCCCAUAGCAACCGGCGACAGGGCGGCGGUGCUGGCCAACGGCACGCUGCUCAUCAGGAACUUCGCCAAGAGGCGAGAGAGCAACGAGUCGGACGCCGGCGAGUAUGACUGCGCGGCGGAGAACCGCUACGGGUUGCUGAUCAGCCGCAAGGCGCGGGCGCAGCUGGCCUCGCUCCCAAAAUUCCUGUCCCACCCACAGUCCCUGGUGGUGGACGAAGGGGGUGUGGCCAGACUCAGCUGCCAGGUGAACGGGAUUCCUGAGGCAAACAUCACCUGGCAGAAGGACCGCCUCCCUCUGAGCACCGCCGACCCCAGGUACACUCUGCUCCCCAACGGCGUCCUGCAGGUGACCGCCGUCCAGCGUUCCGACGGCGGUCUGUUCCGCUGCGUCGCCUCCAACAUGGCCAACACGCGCUACAGCCGCGAGGCCCGGCUGUCCGUCACCGUUGCAGGGUCCAGAACCUACAAGGAGCCUGUCAUCCUCUCUGGACCUCAGAACCUCACCAUCAACAUCCACCAAACCGCCAUCUUGGAAUGCAUCGCAACAGGAAACCCGCGCCCCAUUGUGUCCUGGAGUCGCCUUGACGGCCGGUCCAUCGGCGUGGAGGGCGUCCAGGUCUUGGGGACGGGGAACCUGAUGAUCUCGGAUGCAUCUCUGCAGCACUCCGGGGUCUACGUCUGCUCCGCCAACCGGCCCGGCAGCCGGUCCAGAAGAACUGCGCUGGGACGCCUGGUGGUGCAAGCUCCUCCAGAGUUCGUUCAGUGGCCGCAGUCCGUCUCCCGGCCAGCAGGGGGCAGCGCCGUCUUCAGCUGCACCGCCACCGGCGUCCCCCAGCCGCACCUAAUCUGGCUGAAGAACGGCAAGCUGCUGGCACCCAGCGCCAACGUCAAGCUCACCAACGCCAACACGACGCUGGCCAUCACGCGCAUCUCCGCAGAGGAUGAGGCGAUCUACCAGUGCAUCGCGGAGAGCGGCGCCGGUACCAACCAAGCCAGCGCCCGGCUGGCGGUGGCCCCGGGGCCGGCGCUGCCUGAGGCGCCCACCGGGCUGCGCGCCGCCACCCUGAGCGCCACAGGUUUACGGCUCACCUGGGACCGGCCCGACCCGCUGGACGCUCGGCGGGUCAUCGGAUACGUGCUGCACAUCCGCAGGCUGGGGGAACACGACGGCGCCGAGCUGCAGGAGGCCGUGGACCAGAACACCUUCAGCCACGACGUCCAGAACCUGGAGGCCGCCACCAGCUACCGUGUCUACCUGAAGGCGUAUUCUGCUGAGGGCGGCAGCCCGCCGUCCGCCACCGUCACCGCCACCACACUGGGCGGAGUUCCCAGUACUCCCAGUUUCUUCACCAAGGUGCUGAACCAGACAGCCAUGCAGGUGUACUGGGAGCUGCCCAGUAAGCCAGGGAAGGUGGAGGGCUUCAGGCUGCAGUAUCAUGGGGUCUCCAACCCCGACAUCCAGGGGCAGGAAGUCUUCCCAGGACACAUCAACACUCACACCAUCUCCAACCUGGAACCAGCAGCGGUUUAUGAGAUCCAGCUGGUGGCGUUCAAUGGGAACGGAGACAGUUCGUCCGCUCGACGCCUGGUGUCUCUGGCAGAGGGCGGAGCCUCAGCAGCAGCUGGUGCGAGCUGUAACUGCGACCAGUCUGACCCGUCCAAGUCGACGCUGCUGGUCGGCGUCCACAGCGGCCUGGCCUGCGUCCUCUGCUGCCUGCUCUUCAUCCUGCUGGCGUACAGACGCAGUUUUAUCUGCAGAAAGGAGAGGAGCUGGGAGACUCCAGCCACCCUGGCUGCAGUGAGAGGGGCUAAAGGUCAAAGGGCGGAGAGCGUUGAGCUGAGCCAGAGAUGUGACUCCGCCUCUCCUCCAGUGACCGUCAUGGUCCAGUCGAGUCGAUCUGCUGAAUCUGGACCUGGAUAACCCCCCCACCUGGACCCCCCCACCUGGAUAACCCCCCCACCUGGAUAACCCCCCUCCCCCACAUGUACCCCCCCCCUCCGACAGCCACCUUUAAAUGAUGAGGCUGCAGAGACUGACCGCUCUGUUCACUACUUCUCUCACAUUGAGCCAAAGCUGAGCCCCUCUGACCCGGUACCAUGAUGACCUGGUCACAUUGACCCUGACCCCUGACCCCUGACCCGGACCGUCCUCUGGGAUCAGAGUCACUUCCUGCUCAAACCAAAACCUUUUUUCUUUAGUUUGGUGUCGUUUCCGUUUGAUCACCAACUGUGCCAAGUUCCCGCUGAUCUGACCAGAACCAGGCCUCAGAACCACCUGAGCAGGUAGCGGACCUGCUGGGCCUCUGGGGCCAGAACCAAAGGGAUUACCACGUUCUGGCCAGCAGGUGGCAGUAGAGUUCACUCUAGGUCAGAAAGUGGAGGAAGAGCUGCCCCCUCCACACCUACACCACUACCUCAGGCUUUGACCUCUGACCUCCUGCUGAUCAGGCCAAGCUACCUCACAACCAAAAGCUCCAUGAUUGCCCCUUGACCUCUGAACUCUGAGCUGCUGCAGAGGUGAAGCAGGACAGUUUGGACACGGUGGACACGUCUCUGUGGGACGUCCUCACCGUCUCUUUAUGAACACAUAAAGGCGGGCGUGGCCACUUCCUGUCGGCCAUGUUUCAGCGUACUUGUGCCGUGCUGGAGCCAAAUAUUAACACGCUGAACGGCAUCCAAAGAGGAAGUUCUGACCCAGAUUCAGUUUGUUUUCGCUCUGAAGAACAAAGGAACCAAAAUGACGAGUUUCUAUUGGACGACGAGUCCAAACAACCAAAUGAGAGACAGAUGGCGACACCUGCAGCUCCACCUUCACCUCUGACCUCCGAGGUUCAUAUGUAGAACCACAGAGGGCCUGGGAGUUCACAGAGUUAGGUUACAUGUCUGUACGGUGACCCCUGACCUCCGACCCUCUAUCCUCGGGGUCACAUGUCCGCUCUGCCAGGAGCUUCUUGCUGCCUUGGUGUCGGUUCUGGAGUGACCCGGUUUCAUGCAGAGCGAAGCCUUUAAUGUCGCUAAUUAUUCUGGUUUUCUAGAACUUUCUUCCGUCAGCUGAGUCCAAGUUUCAGUCGCCGCCAUCGGCGGCGGACAGGAAGCUCUGCCAAAUUCUGCUGAUGAGAAAACAAUUCCCGUAGGUCCAGAACCCGACCCGUUUUUACUCUGUUUGUAGAUGAAAACUGCUUCCAGCUGGAGGAGAUGGACCGGAACCAGGCCCAGAACUGGAACCAGAACCUUCCAGCUGGAGCAGCUCUAGAAGUUGUAGAUCAUAGAGAUGUGAGGCUAGAACCAAUGAUGAAAUGCUUUAAUGGUUUUCUAGUGAAGCGCGGAGCUUUAACUGAUUCUGAUGGAGAUUUUUGUCUGUUUUGAAUGAAUUUUCUGGAAUGUUUGAAUAUUUUUCUUGCUGUUGGAACAAGCAGCCAUUUUUCUCUCUGUUGUUUAGACGCCAAAUAAAAGUUAUUCAUGUAGAAACUGGACUGAAGUUCUGCUUCUUUUCACUCUGAGCCCUGUUCUGGUCGGGUCCACGUUGGCAGGAUCUAAUCAGAUGAUCUAUAAUAAGUAAAGUGAACAUUUUUAAAACCUGAACGGACAGAUCGACGUCCAUAAAGAGCUUAGGUCAGGGGUCACCGACCUCUUAGAGACUGGGAGCUGCUUCCCGGGUCCAGAGGGGCAACUGGUUUGAUUCAGACAUAAAUAUUGUUGUCUCAGCCUUUAUAACAAUAUUACAUAUAUGUAUAUAUGAUUAUAUUAAUGUUAGGGAAUACUGACAAUAGUUAUCAGUAAUAAUUUAUCAUGGCAGAUAUGGUUCAUUACCAUCAUGUGAGGAUAGUAAUGAACUACAGGAACUACAGGAGGAUCAGAAGUUCUUAGUUCAGAGUUGUGAGUUUGAUUCCCUGUUGGAGAUUUUCUGUCUGAUUCUAAAUUGUCCAAAGUGACUGAGAGUCUGGAUUGUU